CAUGACAGGUUCCAAUCUUCUUGUUAUAAUACAUAAUACUGCACCAAUUUAAAUUCGGCUUUUAAUCGUACUUCGGUGUACGGUUAUAGUGGAUUUAGUGCCUUUAUGUUAAGCAGGAGAAAAAGUGACUUGCUAGUGAUCAAGUUAUUUAUUCAGACUCUGCACUUAAAUCAGAGAAAAGACUCGAGCUACCUAACGGUGUAUUCUCGAAGUUAUUGGAAAAUAUACAGGCACAAGACAGCGGUGACAGCGUACGGAGAAAAGACUUGGAUUAGAACGGGCACGAGUUUGAGCGCCGACAUGGAUUACAAGGUUAUCACCAGUUCAGAGGACAUAGCCAAGCUUUACCGGGAGCAGAGUCUUCUUCCGUCUCUUAGCCGUGCUGACGUAGGGCCUGUUAUUGAGUCUCAAUAUGGGGGAAAGUACAGCAACAUCUCCACAGAGUGGAUUCAGCGGGAUCUUGAGAGGAAUGAAAUUGUUAAAUUUUGCAGACAGUACAUUGCUUUUCAUGACGACAAGUCAAUAGUGUACUCUGGUCCCUCUGGCAACUGCACAGAGAUCAAGGGAGAGCUGCUGUGUCAUGACUCUCCGUCUGGUGAGAUGAAGGCUGUAGUGAGGGAGUGCACCAUCAAAGGAGAGGAGAAACAGUUUCUUGAGAUCUGGCAUAGGAACAGUAAGAUAAAAAGCCUUAACCUGACUGCACUGAAAAAGCAUGAAAAGGUCUACGGAGAUGAUCAGUUUGGCUGCCUGGUUUGGUCUCACUCUGAGACCCAUCUUCUGUAUGUAGCAGAGAAGAAACGACCCAAGACUGAGUCCUACUUUCAGUCAGAGUCUGAAUCCAGUUUGAUUGGUGACGAGGAGGAGACAUUAAGGACCAACAAAAAGGAGGACUCUGUCAAGGGUGAUCAGUUUGUGUACUAUGAGGACUGGGGUGAAGAUCUGGUCAGUAAAAGCACCCCUGUUCUCUGUGUUUUGGACAUUGAAAGCAGCAAUGUUUCUGUCCUAGAGGGGGUACCGGACAACAUCUCGCCUGGACAAGCAUUCUGGGCACCUAAUGACACAGGUGUAGUGUUCGUGGGGUGGUGGCACGAGCCAUUUCGGCUGGGCCUGAAAUACUGCCCCAAUAGAAGGUCUUCUCUCUUUUAUGUGGAUCUAACGGGAGGAAAAUGUGAACAGUUGUCGCCCGAGUCUGUCGCCGUUUCCUCUCCUCGUCUGAGUCCAGAUCUCUGCCGCAUUGUCUAUCUUGAGUGUGGAGUCUACGGCCCACACCAGCAAUGCAGCAAACUGUGCAUGUAUGACUGGUACACCAAGAAGACGUCAGUGGUUGUAGACAUAGUGAAGAGAGAGAAAGAAGAUGGCUUUACUGGCAUAUAUAGCUCAGUGCUGCCUCGUCAGUGCUGGUCAGCUGACAGCCAGAGAAUUCUCGUUUCCUGUCCUCAGAAGAGCCGCAAGGACCUUCUAUUAAUUGAUACUUCAACAGGGCAAGUCACAAAUCUCACCUCCAAGUCAGACAUGGGAAGUUGGUGCCUACUAACUAUUCAUAAGGAUUUGCUGGUGGUCAGCUGCUCAUCCCCCAACUGUCCUCCAAGCCUGAGAGUGGGCUUUCUGCCAGCUAGGGGUAUAGAGGAAGAAGUGGCAUGGGUGACCCUAGAGGACGCUCAAACACAGCCUGAAAUUGACUGGCAAAUUCUUAGUUUUAGCCCACCUGCUGAAGAAGACAACAGUCAAUAUCCUGGUCUGGACUUUGAUGCCAUACUGCUGAAACCAAAGGAUGUGAAAGAGGGGACAAAGCUACCACUCAUUGUUAACCCACAUGGUGGACCUCACUCAGUGAUGGUAACUGAGUGGCUCUUGUCCACAGCAGUUUUGUGCAAGAUGGGUUUUGGUGUCUUACAAGUUAAUUAUAGAGGUUCUCUAGGCUUUGGUCAGGACAGCAUCCUGUCCCUGCCAGGAAAUGUUGGCACCCAAGAUGUCAAGGAUGUACAGUUUGCUGUUGAAAGUGUUUUAAAGCAAGGUGACUUCGACAGAGAGAAGGUUGUGGUUACUGGGGGCUCUCAUGGUGGAUUCCUGGCUUGUCAUCUGAUUGGUCAAUACCCAGAUUUCUACAAGGCAUGUGUGGCUAGGAAUCCAGUCAUCAACCUGGCAUCCAUGAUCGGCAGUACUGACAUUACUGACUGGUGCAUGGUAGAAGCUGGAUUUGAUUAUAACACUGAUAUCAUGAUUAGCCCAGCCAUGCUGGACCAAAUGUUAAACAAGUCGCCCAUCAAGCAUGUCACAAAGGUGAAGACUCCUGUGCUGCUCACCCUGGGAGAGGAUGAUAAGCGUGUGCCUAAUAAACAGGGCAUUGAGUAUUACAGAGCUCUAAAGGCCUUACAGGUACCAGUAAGGUUGUUAUGGUACCCAGGAAACAAUCAUUCUUUGUCCAAAGUCGAUGCAGAAUCAGAUGGAUUUAUGAACCUGGCACUGUGGAUCAUCCAGCAUAUCUUUCCUUAAUCACCACAGACAUACUGAAAUUACAUAUUUAAAUUUUGCGCUGAAAAGGUUGAAUGAUUGGAAUUGACAUGCUAACAUUGUGAGUGAUAGCAAUGAAACUUAAGUUUUGAAUGGCAGAGUCGUGCCCACAUUUAACACUAGGCAUUACUUAGAAUACUGCAUCAAGACUAGUAAAUGAGCACAAAAUCUGAACACUUUUUGUAGGGAUCUACUGUUCAAUAACGGUCAUCAAUGUGAUAUACCAAUCGUGUAAGUGACUUUAUUCUCUGCAGUUAUAACCCAAAAAUGUCACUGAUAUGGCAUUAAUGUUUGGAUGUACAGCACUUACAUUUGGUAAUUUCUUUGAUUUCUGUUUUGUAUUCCUUUUCAAAAUAAAAUUUUAAAAAAUUAAA
Molecule: messenger RNA, 2885 nt
Organism: Trichomycterus rosablanca
Lineage: Eukaryota; Metazoa; Chordata; Actinopteri; Siluriformes; Trichomycteridae
Product: acylamino-acid-releasing enzyme-like
Exons: 23
Coding region: 106-2493 (795 amino acids)
Biological process (GO): proteolysis
Molecular function (GO): serine-type endopeptidase activity
Source: RefSeq, a predicted model, not a curated record